Molecule: messenger RNA, 2619 nt
Organism: Neltuma alba
Lineage: Eukaryota; Viridiplantae; Streptophyta; Magnoliopsida; Fabales; Fabaceae
Exons: 3
Coding region: 184-702 (172 amino acids)
Biological process (GO): signal transduction
Source: RefSeq, a predicted model, not a curated record
UAAGGCUUAAGCAAAGAUGUUUUGAUCAAAAUCAUAAUACAGUCUUCCCCAUAAAGCUUUCAACGAGGUGAGGCAGUAGGUGGACAUUGAUGAAUCUUAAGGUUUCUAAGAGAUCGAAUCUCGACGGCGGUCAAGCUGAACUUAUCCAUCGAAUCGGCUCCGUACGCGUCCAAAUCGCCAGAGAUGAGGAUACUUCAAGUUGCUAUUUGCCAAAACAGAUUCGAACCAGGGGACAAUCAGCUGUGCUCAUCGCCUCCUGAGGUUGCUGUAGACUCAGCUUUUUUCCUCGCCAUCUUCUCUAGUAACUCUGAGUCUCCCGCAUGGUUCUUGAACAAGCUUGUCAAAAUUCUUCGGUAUUCUUCAGAUCAUCGGCGAGAUCUUAUUAUCUUCAUGGCGCAUGAGACAUACCGGUCAGAUGUAAGGAAGAAGAUAGGCAGUUACCAGGUGGAAUCCGCAGAACAGAAAAAGAGGAAUCUCAAGAGAGGCGUAAUAGAAGAAACUGUCCCUCUAGGGUUGACGAAGUUGGAUGCUAUGGAUCUUAACAAACAACAUGCACAUCGACAAUCAUUAUUAGGUCACGAGCAGUUGGAGUUUAAGAAUGGGUGGAAUCAGAAAAAAGAAUUCAUAGUUAUCUUGACAGAUAACUAUAAGAGAAAGUCAAUGAGAUAUGCUAAUGGCCUUCCAUUAGCUUUAGAAAUUUGACUUUUUCUUUUCAAUGUAAGAAAAAAAUGAAUGGGAAAGCCAAUUGGAAAAGCUCAAAACUAUUUUUUGUGUAAUAAGUUAGUAUGCAUUGAAAGUGAGUUUUGAUGGAUUAGGUUGUGCAGAUAUAUUUUUUUUCAAAGUUAAAAGAGGUGGAGUAGAUUAAAAAUUUUUCAAGAUAAAUCUCUUUUAACUAUUGUGAAGAAAUGAAUUGAGUCAAUGCAUGACUUGAUACAAGAAAUAGUUUUGAGUUUAUAUUAAAGCUUUUCUAAUCAUUUUUUUGAAAUGAAUUGCAUUGAUGCAUGUUUUAAUUCAAAAUAAUGUCUUGAGCUAGUUGAAAAGGUAAUUGGUUAACUAAGACAAAGCCUUUUUAACUUUAUCUAUUUUUCAAAAUUAAUUGUAGCAAUGCAUGACUCGAUAGAAGAAACGGGUUGGGUGGAGUAACAUGUUCACAAAGAAAAGGACUUGUACCUGUUUUCAAAGAAUUGGUUGAAUAAAUGCAUGACUUAAUUCAAGAAAUGAAUUAAAUAAAUGCAUGACUUAAUUCAAGAAGUGAAUUAAGUGAGUUGUUAAGUGUCUUAUUUUUACGAGUCAACCAUAUCACUGCAUGAGUUGAUACAAGAAAUUGACUGAGACGACAUUCCUGGGAAAUCUAUGGAAAUCUUGUAAAACAUAGCUGUUUAUGGAAUCUUGAAGAUAUUUAUCAAGUACAUGCGUACCAAGGUUAUUGAAGGCACAGCUCUUGAUGUGUCAAAAGUUGAAGAGCUAUAUUUGACUAUUCUUGGUGCACAAGCCAAUAUUUCUUCUGAUUAUAACUCUAAGCAUGAAGAGAAUGGCUAGCAUCUUUUCAAGGCAUUGAGUCAUUCUGGAAGAAAUAAGAUAACUUCGUUGGGAAAAUUUUCCUUUUGAUGUUAUUGCGAUAAGCAUAUUUUUGGCUGAAAUCUUGUUUAUGCCUGAGUUGCCAAAUAGCUGCGUCAGAAAACAUUUGGCAUGUGGUCCAAGUAUAUAUGUUGGUACUUUUGUUCAGUUUUCUAUUCAUUUAAGAGCCAAAAGAACCUUCUGAGAAGCCAUUUGAUAUGAUCUUUUACUUGAUUGUUUUCGAAUUUCCAGGAACAUGAGCCUGGGAAAUUCAGAGAAGAGCUCCCCAUGUUUCCAAUGCCAUAUAUCAUAAAGAAGCAUAUUUCAAUCAUUGUCUCCCUCCCUCUCUCUGAACUCUCAAGACUCGGAAUUUUCACUGGCAUAAGAGUAUAUGAUACAGUGGAACUGAAUUAGGACAGCUAUCUAUGAAUUUCCCUCGUUCAUUGGGCAUUUGAAUGAAAUUAACCAUUCUAUCUGGAUUGCUGCAAAACUUUGUUGAAACUUCUGAACAUUCUGAGAUGGCUCGAGAUCUCUUGGAAGACAUAGUGAUGGAGGUUGCAUGCCUUUUGGCGCAUCACAUCUACGUUUUCCACUAGAUAGUUUGUGAUCUUUAGAAGAGCUAAGGCUGAACAAUAGUUGUCGGUAUUCUACUUCUGGGAAGCAUAAGCUUGGUGGAACUGCCAUGGAGGGAUUGCUUGCAAGCCUUGAACAUCUUUCAAGGCUGCGAUAUCUUCUUCACUUACAUCGUACUACAGAAUGCCAAUCACUGUAAAUCCUCCGAGAUACGUACGAUUAUCCCAUCAAAACAGGUUUCCAAUUAAUUGAUGUGCCAUCAUCUUCACAUUCCAAGGAUUGAAGUUUCAUUUUCUGUUUUAUUGAGUGUCAUUUCCAUUAAGUUUGUUUAGUGGCUUCAAUUUUACGAGCUUGAAACUUGUCAGUAAUGUUCAAAUGUAGUGUAAGUUAAUGGUAUCGAUGAAGUUCCAGUCCUUUAUUAGAAUGGCAAUACGAGUCAGCCUUUCCCUUCUAACAUAGACCUUAUUAUUAUAGAGUUGACUUCAGAUC